This is a messenger RNA of Ornithorhynchus anatinus (platypus), 3226 nucleotides long. It is a transcript of the gene VGLL4, whose product is annotated as vestigial like family member 4. NCBI's taxonomy places the organism in Eukaryota, Metazoa, Chordata, Mammalia, Monotremata, Ornithorhynchidae. Gene Ontology annotation, molecular function: transcription coactivator binding. Bases 147 to 1019 code for a protein of 290 amino acids. The record is from RefSeq and is a predicted model, not a curated record. Gene Ontology annotation, biological process: negative regulation of DNA-templated transcription. The transcript is spliced from 6 exons.
GUCCCGCCGGAGCCCGGCCUCGCCGGCUGGGGUCGGAGGGAGGUUCUCACCCCUACCCCAGGCGGGGGGGAAGCCAGCCCCCGGGACGCGGCGUCGACGGCAGCGGCGGCAGCGGCGGCGGCACGGGCUCGAUCUCGUCUCCAGGAAUGGAGACUCCACUGGAUGUUUUGUCAAGAGCAGCAUCCCUUGUUCACGCUGACGAUGAAAAACGUGAAGCUGCUCUAAGAGGCGAACCCAGAAUGCAGACCCUUCCCGUGUCCCCUGCUCUCACCAACCACCGGACAGGCCCUCCUCCCAUCAGCCCCAGCAAGAGAAAGUUCAGCAUGGAGCAAGGGGACGAUGAGCUAGACUGUGAAAAUGACCAUGUUUCCAAAAUGAGUCGCAUCUUCAAUUCCCACCUAACCAAGACUGCAAAUGGGGAUUGCCGAAAAGACCAUCGGGAGAGGAGCCGCAGCCCCAUUGAGCGUGCUGCUGCUCCGACCGUGAGCCUGCACACCAAUCACAUAUACACCUCGAUCCCCAGCCUGACCAUGGAGCAACCCCUCGCACUGACCAAAAACAACCUGGAUGCCAGCAGGACGGUGGGCAUCUCCCCCACACUGACCUCUGUGGAGCGGCAGCAGAACCGCCCGUCAGUAAUCACCUGCGCCUCAGCAAGCAACCGCAACUGUAACCUCUCUCACUGUCCCAUUGCUCACAGCGGCUGCGCCUCAGCCAUGCCAGCCCACUAUCGGAGACCCCCAAGCACUACCACUGCCUGUGAUCCGGUGGUGGAGGAGCAUUUCCGCAGAAGCCUUGGCAAGAACUACAAGGAGCCAGAGCCCGUGGCAAACUCUGUGUCCAUCACGGGCUCAGUGGAUGACCACUUUGCCAAAGCACUAGGGGAUACGUGGCUGCAGAUCAAGGCCGCCAAGGAUGGGGCAUCCAGCAGUCCGGAGUCGGCCUCCAGGAGGGGCCAGUCUUCCAGCCCCUCUUCCCACAUGGUCAAUCACAACCACUCCCCCUCUGUUGUCUCUUGAAGAGGACCACCAAGCCGUUGUCAGAGAACAAGUGAAUUUGCAUGGUUUGCCUGAGCUUUGAACAGUCAGUGCUUAAAUGGAGAAUAGCGUGGGGGGGGGGGGAGUUUUCAACAUAUGUUGUGGGUAUUUUCUUUUCUUUCUUUCUUUUUUUGUUCUUUCGUAUUUGCUUGGUAUUUGUACAAGGGUGCCCUCAAACAUGAUAGCAGGAACUAUUAAACAUUUGUCUAAUGUAGCAUCCUUACUUCCUGCCUCAGUUACCAAAGAAACCUCUGAUGCAAAUCUGCUGCCCCUUUAAAGUUACUAAAGCCGAGACAUGCGCUCAAUCACAAAAAAAGCCAUUUCAACGGUGGGUUGACCCAAAUGCUUUGUGCUUUUUAUUAGCUUCUUGAGAGUAGGAUUUGUGUGGUUUCUUCCAUGGCUUUUUCUGUUCAGUAACUUUGUAUGUGUAUACUUGAAAAGCACGGUCAUAUCUGAUUUGCACUAUUGGAGGAGGAGGAGGAGGAGGAGGAGGAAGGUUGCAUCGCAGCUUGGGGCAAGACACUAGCAUUCUGAGGGCAAAUGCUGAAGGAGCCUCUGUGCAUUUGGGUGGGACUUCUUUUAGGCAAAAAAAGCUUUGGCAGGGGAAGUCUCAUACAGGUUAUAGGCCUUUCUCUCUUUAGAUUGCAGUGCUUGGUGCUUGCAAAUGGAUUGACUGCAGGCUCAACCGACCCCCAGCCAUUUGGAGCUGAGGUGGGAGGGGUCAAUAGUGCUUAAAAAAAUGCAUGUUUUAUGGAAAAAAAUAGCUGGUAUCUAUUAAUGUAUAGACAGUAAGAAACAUAAUACUUAAUAGCUUCUCUUCAGAACUAGUUUAUUUUUGUCAGUAACAGUCCUAGAUAUACUUACUGCUGGAACAGUUGUACUCUGAUAUUUGUAUUUGAUAUUCACUUGCCUCUCAGCCAGCACAGAGGAUUGCCUCCGGUCAGGCUCGUAACGAAGCAGUUAACUAUAUGAUAAUCCGUGGUACAGGAUGCUAGAGCUUUUGUCCAGUGCUGAUUUUAAUCAUGUAUUUUGGCCUCACCAUCUGCUUGAUACAAACUCACUUCCUAAAGGAUCAGGAUUGAUGAACCCAAACUUCCGUAGAUGCAGAAACUGCUCAACUGCUCCCUUUCACUUUCUUGGCCGAACAACAGAUUAUUUACAGUCUGGGAAAUGAUAUUUUAUGCUAACUCGGAAGCCUGGGCCGAGGCAGUGUACAUUCCUCCAUUAGAGAACUUUAUACAGGUAUUACUGCAUUAUUAUCCUGCGCUAUAUGAAUAGCUACUAAAUAGAAAUUAAGGAACGAGGCACAACAGCGUCUCAUCUUUUUUGGUUCAAUGCAACAUGUCCCGUUUCUCUCCCCCGACCCCCCACUCCCCCCGACACACAUACAUACACACCCCUUCCCCCUUCCCCCCACCCCACCCACUUUCACUAUCCUUUCCACCUCUCCCCUGCCCCGACCUUCCUUCUGGCCCUAAUACAUUCCAGCCUCCCAGAACCCUUUGUUCCAGUUCCAGCCAAGGUUUGUGCGUCCUGGGUCACCUGCCCAGCCUGGCUCCACCGAAAAAGCCAGAGCUGGGUUCUGACCCGUGUUACAGUAUUGGGUCCAUUGUGACUUGUACUGUAUAUUUUUAACUUGAGAAAAUUAAACGGAAGGUAAUUGAUUUCAGUAGAAAGAAGGGGCAGGGUGGAAAGAUUUCAGAAUUGGCUAUUGCUCGGAGGGAGGGGCCGGCUGCCGAGUUUCAAACCCCAACUAGAAGCACACGUGAAAGUUGUCGUGUGUUCCCCUGCCCCUUCCCAUCCCUUCCCCUUAUUCCACUCUCCCGCCAUCCUGCUUCAUUGCUUUGGCAUUCAGCCCCCCCAACUCUGGAGGAAUCUUGUGAGAACACUUUUUUUAUUUAGGUAACUUUAAGACCAUCGUUACGCUGUGCGUAAAGAAUGUACAGAGAAAUUUGUAGGUAUUUUUUGAGGAACAAUUAAUUUGUUAAUGAUAUGUAGCUAUUUAAUUUUUUUCCCUUUCCUUUAUUGUAAUCAUUCAUUUUUUUUUUUUGUUUGGAGAAAAAAGUUGAUCUUUUUUUGUUGUUGAUUUGUCUGUAAUACAGUAAAAGUGCAGGAACACAGUUAGUCGAUGAGAACACUGCAUUUGCAUUAAUAGCCACUAGUUUGUUAUUGCUGCAAGCUACUGAGCG